UACACGAGAUAGAGGAAGCCUUGAAGAAAUAAGAAGACGAAGAAGCAUUCAAAGUGCUCGUCUGGGAAUAGUCUUCUGUUCCUUGUAGUGUUCAUCAUAACCGACCCGUCACAAUGACAACGAUCAACUGCUCUCGAUCUGUUCCACCUGAUGUUACAGUCAAUGAUUCUGUUCUAUCAAUUGUCUUCACAUAUUUGGCUUUAUUUAUUCUGGCAUUUGUUGGAAAUGUCACAAUGUUCCUGAUUUUAUGUCGAAAUCAACUGGUAAAAGUUCGACGGGUGCAUUCGUUGCUUCUACACAUGAAUAUUGCUCAUUUACUUGUCACUCUUGUUGUCAUGCCAAAGGAGAUUCUGCAUAACUACAUGGUUGCUUGGUUUGCAGGAGAUGUUAUGUGCCGAAUUUGCAAGUUUUUCGACGUCUUCGCAAUUAGUUUAUCAAUGAAUGUGCUCAUUUGCAUUACCCUAGACAGAUUCUACUCAAUAUUUUUUCCGUUAUAUGCGAUGAGAGCCCGUAAAAGUGUCCAACGAAUGGUAUCAUUUGCAUGGACAAUCUCAUUUGUCACUUCUGCUCCACAACUGUAUCUCUUUAAAACUGCAACUCAUCCGUGCUUCGAUUGGUACACACAGUGUGUUUCCAAAAAUUUCAUUGGAGAAUUGUCGAAUGAUGUAGUCUUUUUCUUCUCAAUAGUAAAUAUAAUUCAAGUCUACAUUGCACCUUUAUUUGUUACCGUCGUCUGUUAUUCCCUAAUUCUAUGGAGAAUCUCAAGAAAGUCGAAGCUGGUCGGGGAGAAGGAAUCUGAAAAAUCCUCAGAACUGCUUCUCCGUCGAAAUGGUCAGAACAACUUGGAGAAGGCGAAAAGUCGAACUCUAAAAAUGACAUUUGUAAUAGUUUUGGCAUUUAUUUUCUGCUGGACUCCCUACUCAAUUCUCAUGUUUCUUCACUUUCUUCGUCAUACUGAUUGGAUUCCGAAGGAUAUUCGAAAGUUUAUUUAUGCAUUUGCAGUUUUGAAUUCUGCAAUUUCUCCAUAUCUUUAUGGUUAUUUCUCAUUUGAUAUUCGAAAGGAGCUCCAAUUAUUAUUUGCAUGUUCUAAAGCAACUGCAGCUGAUCGUCAUUUAUCUUGUUCAGCGAAUGUUAGCAGAAAUGUCCAUUCUUCUUCAGAAAUCAAGUCACUGAGAGAAUGCGCAAACGGAGUGCAUCGGCCUGUAAUUUUGACGGCGGCAAAACAAAUAACACAUUAUCGCCACGACCUCCCCGUGGACACAGUUUAAGGCAUAAACCAAGUUCGUCAGGAAUUGAUAAACGAAAUCAUAAUGUUCAAUUAGAAAUUAUUGAUUUUUGAUCUCCAUGUUUUUUUCUAAUUUCUAGAAUUUUUUGAAAUCUUGCAUAUACUGUUAAAACCAGCGUUGCACAGAAAAAGAGGCGGAGUAUAUUUUCGCAAUCAUGCGGCACGGUUUUUCCAACUUUUUUUGAAUCAGUUUUAACAGUAUACAUUGCUCCAAAAAGUACACCUUCAUGCGAAUUGUGAUACGGUUUUAUAGUUUUUAAUAAAUUAUUUUCCAGUUGU
This is a messenger RNA of Caenorhabditis elegans, 1564 nucleotides long. It is a transcript of the gene gnrr-1, whose product is annotated as G-protein coupled receptors family 1 profile domain-containing protein. The transcript has 6 exons. Lineage: Eukaryota; Metazoa; Nematoda; Chromadorea; Rhabditida; Rhabditidae. Bases 114 to 1268 code for a protein of 384 amino acids. The record is from RefSeq and is marked reviewed. Gene Ontology annotation, biological process: signal transduction; G protein-coupled receptor signaling pathway. Gene Ontology annotation, cellular component: membrane; plasma membrane. Gene Ontology annotation, molecular function: vasopressin receptor activity; G protein-coupled receptor activity.